UUAAAUUUCAAAAAAUCGUUAAAAUGUGAGCAACUUCAUUUUAUAUUUGCUCAGUUUUAGUAAACAAAGACACGAUUUAUUGCAAUUUCAGUGAAUUUAAUUAACUAGAGCAUUAUAAUGGAAGAAGAAACAUCAUUUGAAGCACUUUUAAAGCUAAGAGAUCAAGUAGGAUUGAAGUCAUUCAAGGAAUUUGAGUCUAAAGUGUUAUUUAAGAAUAAAUCAGAAAAAUCACAAAAAAGAUCCAGAAAGGAAGUAAAUAAUGAAGAUGAUGAAGCACCACUAGAGAUAUCGAGUAAGACACCAUUUAAGAAGAGCAAAAAUGCAGUAAAUAGACAGUUUCAGGCACGAUCAAGAGAUCCAAGAUUCGAUAGUCGCAUAGGAACAUUCAAUGAGGAGAAAUUCCAGAAGAAGUACGACUUUGCAUUCAAAUUGCGUGAUCAGGAACUUGAAGAUCUUAAAGCUACACAAAAGAAAGAAGAUAAAGAUGAUAAAAAGAAGAAAUACUUAAUCCAGCGAAUAGAAAAUCAAAAGCGAGAAAACUCAAAGAAAUUAAUUAAUAAAGUAAGGAACAACAAUAAAGUGGAAGUGCUAGUUGAUGGAACCAAGUUUUACAAAACAAAGAAGCUUCAAAGGACAGAAGAUUUAGUUAAUAAAUUUAUUGAACUCAAAAAUGCAGGACAGCUUGAAAAGCACUUGGAUAAACGACGAAAGAGACAGGCUGGAAAGGAACGAAAAAAGAUGAAUAUUGAAAAAUGA
Molecule: messenger RNA, 756 nt
Organism: Chironomus riparius
Lineage: Eukaryota; Metazoa; Arthropoda; Insecta; Diptera; Chironomidae
Source: the annotation of a GenBank genome assembly